Molecule: messenger RNA, 2658 nt
Organism: Scatophagus argus
Lineage: Eukaryota; Metazoa; Chordata; Actinopteri; Scatophagidae
Gene: sfrp2l
Product: secreted frizzled-related protein 2 like
Exons: 3
Coding region: 537-1562 (341 amino acids)
Biological process (GO): canonical Wnt signaling pathway; negative regulation of canonical Wnt signaling pathway; non-canonical Wnt signaling pathway
Molecular function (GO): Wnt-protein binding
Source: RefSeq, a predicted model, not a curated record
GAUAGCAGCUGUUCUAAAUCAGAGCUGAGAGUCCAGAGUUUCAUUUCAUGCGGUCCUCAUCAAAACAGUAAGUAAUGUUCAUUUUCUCAAGUUUCUGCAACAUUACAAACAAAUGUGCAGUUCAUGCAGAUGUAUCUGAAAUUAUGUGGAGUAAGAGUGACUCUUGAAAACACUUAUGUGGGCUUAAUGAAUAUGAUUUGACGUUUGGCUUUACAAAUUAAAUCUAAUAUGGAUGGCAAAAAGGUAAUUGUGUACUACUUUGUACUGCAUCGGUUUAUUUUUGGUGCUCUGUAACUACCACAAAGUCUGCAGUUUACAACACGAAUGCCAAACAUUCAACAUGCCCCCGCUGGCGCUGUGAAAUGUGGAGGUAGACACCGGUCUGAUGGGGUGGGAUGAUGACUGGGAGGCGCCUGCCCUCUCAUUAACCCCCCGUUUCCUCCACACCUCUUUGUUUACACCUACAGGCCGGUCAAGUCCAGGCAGAAGCGCAGCAGUUCUGUAGGCUGCACUCUGCUCUCGCUGGGACGAAAACAAUGUUUGUUUCUGUGCUCAGCUUCGUUUUGUUGUUUGCUGUUUCUCAUGCUUCUGACACAGUGGCUCCUGCCCAGGUCGGGCCGCCGUCGCUGGGGUACAGUUCCUCGGUCCGCUCGGUGUGUAAACCCAUUCCGAGCACUCUGUCUCUGUGCCACGGCAUCGGCUACAGGCACAUGCGGGUCCCCAACUUGCUCGGCCAUGACACACUGAGGGAGGCCCAGCAGCAGUCGGCGGCCUGGCUGCCUCUCAUCUCCAAGCUGUGUCACCGGGACACGAAGAAGUUCCUGUGCUCGCUGUUCGCUCCGGUGUGUCUGCCGGAGCUCAGCGGGCCGGUCAGCCCCUGCAGGAGCCUGUGCGAGGCCGUGCGGGAUGGCUGCGUGCCCGUAAUGAGCGCUUUCGGGUUCCCGUGGCCGGAGAUGUUCAACUGCUCCCGGUUCCCGCGCGGGACCGAACUCUGUAUCCCGGCAACCGGAGAGCACGAGGUGCGGACGUUAGAGGAGAUCAGGCACGAGGAGGCGUUGAAAGGGAGUGUUAUCUGUGAUGCCUGUAGUCUGGCUGCUGAAGGAGAAACUGACAUCCAGGAAAAUUUCUGCCACAGUUCAUAUGCAUUUAAGAUGCGUCUGGGCAGUGUGUCGACAGUGGGAGGGGACCGUCAGCUGGUGCCUACGGCCCGUAGCCGCAUCCUGAGGUGGGCAGGAGGGGGUGCAGAAAGGGCAGAAGGGGUUGGAGGUGCAAUGGCCCACAGCGCUUUGUGGCUGCAAGAAGGAGGCACCUGUACUUGUCCUGGCUUAGACUCUACAGAGACAAAUGAAAACAGGGGGUUAGAGGAGGAUCAGAUGGAUAAGAGAGAGGCAAAAGAGGGAGGAAAGGUGGGAAAUGGGGCCCAAGGUGGAUGGUUCAUGGCCCUGGCACAGGCCGAAGAGGGAAGACUGGUGCUGACUCGACUGGUGAGGUGGAGCAGAGGCGACAAAGAGCUGAAGAAGUUCAUCAGAGCUCUCCUUAAACAGUCCUGUCCAGAGCUUUAGACAGGAGGUCAUCGACCAUUUCAGUCCUGCCCCGUGGACGUUGCUUUAUGCUCUUGUGGAGCGGUCUGGGGUUGUGUGUGGCUCAUAGCAACACACAGAAUCCAGUGUAGUUCCCAAAGAAUGAGUAAGGAACCAAUCAGGAAGUGGCUGCGAAAUAAUGUCCCACUAACAAAUAGUUCCCAGAUAACACUGAAUAAUUGCACUUGAGUGCAGAGUGUUAGAUACUAUGUAAAUGAGCCCAGUGUUUAAACAUUAGUUCACAGAUAAGUGUAAUUCUGCAUACCGACCAUUUUCUAGAUGAACCAUUCCUGAUUAACUCUGACAAAGGUGCUAAAUUCCACACAGUGGGAUUUGUCAAGUCUUCCUCAAUAAGUGCCUGUUAUUUUGUGUCACCAUUACUCAUCAUGUUUGCAAAAUAGAGCAUCUUUUUACAAAAUUGACAAGCUGGAGUUUUUACAGAGGAUGAUUAUUAGUUCAUGCAUGAGAAACAACAGUGAGCUGCUGUUUGUGGAUCUUGUUGUAACUAUCAGUUAUCCCUUAAUUCUGCAGAUCUCACACAGGCAGUAAGGCAUUGUUACAAAAGUUACUACCAUACAUGGCAAACACAGGUUGAUAUAAUUCCAACAGGGCCAAUAUUUGUGUAUUUUCUUGUAUUUUUGUGUACAUUUGUAUAUAUAGAAUCAGAAUCAAAGUGGUGAGUAGUUUUGGUUAUAAUUUCAUGGGUGUGCUGAUCUCAUCAGGAGUUUCCUAUUGGUACAUUUGUGAGUUGAAGCAGUGUAUUUGUUGUUAUUCCUGUUAAAAUGUUUUCUAACACUACAUAUUUUAUGAAACACUGUAAUACAUUUAAAGCAUGAUGGACCUGCAAUUUUUCUUUACUUUUAUUUUACCAUUUUCUUUCCUCAUUAGUUAAAGUCUCAGUGGUCUGAUGAGUGAAAUCACACGUCAAUGCCAUUAUCUCAAGUCACAUCGAAAGGGAAGGAAAAUGUGGUGUGAAUAGUAAGUCACUUAGAUCUGUGGGUUCCACUCUGUAGGUUUUUAAAUAUUGCAUUUAUAUUGUAUCAAUUUACACUGAUAUCACAUAAAUUAUGGUACUUUU